Messenger RNA from Pseudophryne corroboree (corroboree frog), 1467 nucleotides. RefSeq lists its product as uncharacterized. The coding region runs from base 101 to 1105 and encodes 334 amino acids. The transcript has 2 exons. Lineage: Eukaryota; Metazoa; Chordata; Amphibia; Anura; Myobatrachidae. The record is from RefSeq and is a predicted model, not a curated record.
ACUCACUUGAACGUUUGUUUAAUUCACAAGCAGAUGCACAAGCCGCCAUUGCUAAGUCAUCUCAUGAGCCAGUGGCAGGAGAGACGAAGGAAUUGGAAUCAUGGUUGCAGGGUACAGCCCUUUGGGCACACCAAAAGAGUGGACAUCUGGGAGAAAAGGCAACUUACAGAUUGUCGUGAGGCUCAGUCUUAGAAUCCUUGGAAUUGUAUUAUUGGUCGUCCCCUCUAGUACAUGGACACCUGGAUUGAAGAUAGAGAAACGAGAGUUGCAUACUGUACGGUGGGGAUGGAACAAUGCCACCAAACCAAGAACCCAAGAUAAUUACACUUGUCAGGCCAAUCAGCGUUGUACUAAUAUAGUAAAUAUAACAAUUCCAGGAACGAUGUGGGCUGGACCGCCUGAUCCACAAAGAAACCGAUAUCGACCUACAUUUGCCUUACAUCAGUCAGAAGGCAAUAUCACAAUUAAUGCUGCAGUAAAUAUAAGUUGCUGCUCCAAACCUUAUAGGUUCCGAUUUCUCCCUAAAGAAGAGAAGAAUAAAGAAUAUAAGAAUUGUUCUAAACAAGGAGCAACCACAUAUCGGUUAGCUGUAAAAGACGUUUUAAUUUUGGUAUGUCAUAAUGCUACUGAAAUAAAAAAUCGAACGUGGUGGGCACAAGAUUUAAUGUUUAUUGAUAUUAAUGCAUCACAAAUCGAUAUUGGACAUGUUAAAAGAUUACCAUCUACAUGUGAAAAUGUAGGUACACAAGCUCAAAAGACUGUGUUAGUCACACAAGUUGUUUUCCCUCCCAAUAAUAGACAAUGUAUAUCCUGGCAACGACGUGCCUGGUAUGAUACAUUGUUGGGAGGAUAUGGGACUCUAACAGGAGUAUUAAAUGGAAUAGAUAUUGAAACAUUAGCUAAUAGGAUGCAUAGCGCUGGUAGUAAAUUAAAUGACGGACUUACAUUACAAGCAAAAUGGAUGCCUACUACUUUUGAGCCAGCCAAAAUAUCGGCUGGAAUAGAUACUUUAAUGAACCAGCUAAUUAAUGCUAGUAAUGAUUUUGCUGUUGGAUUUGACACCAACAUUACUAAAUUUAUAAAUUGGACCGUCUGUACACUAUAGACUAUGUAUGAGCAACAACAAAAAGGCGUUAUGCAAACUAUGCUAAUGACCGGAAAUGAACAAGUAUGGAGAACAAUUUUUAAUACAAAUGUGUCCAGGGACGCUUGGAUACACUUGGAAGCUGCUAAAAUGAUUUGUAAUGACACCGUAUGCCAAGGUAUUUUAACUAUGUAUAAUGUAACCAAAGUUAUUCAAAUGUGUAAAUAUAUUGUAAUGCCUUUGUUGUUAGGACCAUCUGGUGGAGAAUGGUACUGGUUCCCCACUAUGAAAGGAGAAUAUAUAGAUGAGAAUAAUAGAACUCAUGAUUUGAGUAUUUGUACACCCACUUUACAAGGCAAGAUAUGUAGAGUACAAUCUGCAGU